UCUGCAGUGGGCCGCACGCAAUGGAUACCUCUACAUCGUGCAACUGCUCAUAUCCCACAAUGCUGAUCCAACCAUCUCUGACACCCAAGGCUACAACUCCCUUCACCUCGUGACACACUCGUCAUCCGUAAUGCCACUCCUUUACUUACUGCAUCAACCUGUGAACGUCGAUUCUCGUGAUUCACAAGGUCAUACAUCAUUGAUGUGGGCUGCGUAUCAGGGCGACGCAUUGAAAUCGAGUUAUCCUCCGCCGCCUCAUUGAGAUGGGCGCAGACAUGCACGCGAAAGAUCUUGAGGGUCGUACACCAAGAGAGAUGGCCGUCGAAUUAAAGAGCCUAGGCGCGUGGAAGAGAGCCAUGGAAGAGGGUGGCCUGACGGAACAUGGUGUGGUCAAAGCUAAACCAUUGAACGAGCGCAAUACCAAAAUUGCUAUCUUCAUUUUGCCCUCCCUGUUUCUAUAUUUCAUCUUCACAACGCUUGCUAUUCUUCCAUGGUAUACCGGCAUCAUACUCGCCAUGGCUGAGUUCUUUGCCAUGCAUCACAUCGUGACUCGGGUACUAUUGAAUAAGAACACAUACGUUGGAACAGUGAACCAAAGCCCAUAUUUCGCAGGCAUCAUCGCAGGGUCGAUGCUAUGGGUUGGUUACUGCUGGAUCACGCGGCUCGUGCAACAGACAGAAUCACACGCUUUUGUCCACCUGGCUUUCGCAAUCACCUUUGGUUUAUGUUUAUAUAAUUUCUUCCGUUCCAUUACUUUAGAUCCAGGUCUUUGUCCCCGACCGGCACAUGACGGAGAGUUGAAGGCAAUCAUUGAGGACCUUGCUUCAGAGGGCAGACUCAAUGGUCAGACAUUCUGCAUACAAUGCAUGGCAAAGAAACCGCUACGGUCAAAACAUUGUCGUGUUUGUGAUCGAUGUGUGGCGCGCAGUGACCAUCAUUGCCCUUGGGUCUGGAACUGCGUGGGGGCAAAUAACCACAGGCAAUUUUUACUCUUUGUCUCGACACUAGUCAUUGACAUUGUGUUGUUUGAUUACCUCGUUUAUGAAUUUUUCUCGUCGGUACCACCACCCGAAUCUGUCGACUGCUCCGCAAUCCUCUGCGGGCCGGCCUUGAAGGAUGCCUUCCUUCUUUGCGUCUCGCUAUGGUCAGCCCUGCAACUGACAUGGACUUCCGUCCUUCUCGUGACGCAGUACUGGCAAGUGACUCGACAGCUAACAACGUUCGAGGUUUCGAAUCUCGGGCGUUUCGGCUUCAUGGGCGGUCGCGGUACCCUCGCUUCUGGCAGUGGAGGUGCUGGCGUCCAGAUGGGACACCGCCACCACCAUGGCGCUCACCAACAGAACGGCGACGCUGACUGCGAAGCGGAGGGAAGUGCUCACAAACCCGCACAUAACCACACUUUCUGCGGGUCCCUCACCGCACCCGGAACAUGUACUGCCUUCCUGCUCAACCUGCUCGGCCUCGACCGCUUUACGCGUGGACGUGCCGCACGUGGUCUCACCUCGCGUACACGCAAUCCCUUUGAUUCCGGAGCCGUACGGAACUGCAGAGAUUUCUGGACUAUGGGCAAGGAACUUGGUGUGGAGUAUGGUCAGGUGUAUGAUGUUCCCUUGGAAGGCUUUGAGGAGGCUAAAAGACGGAGGGAAGCGGAACGGGGCGAUGAUCAUGAAAGCCCGAACAACAGCAGGAGCAAGAGUCUGCUUGGCAAGCUCAGCAUGCGGAUGGGUAUGGGCUCCAGUCGGAGAGGCUAUGAACCUUUGAACCAGGUCUAGCUGGAUAUUGCACUGCUACGAGUACAGUACCUUUAGCA
Suillus paluster is the source of this 1810-nucleotide messenger RNA. Its product is annotated as DHHC palmitoyltransferase-domain-containing protein. Gene Ontology annotation, molecular function: protein-cysteine S-palmitoyltransferase activity. The transcript has 11 exons. The record is from RefSeq and is a predicted model, not a curated record. Bases 264 to 1772 code for a protein of 502 amino acids. Lineage: Eukaryota; Fungi; Basidiomycota; Agaricomycetes; Boletales; Suillaceae. Gene Ontology annotation, cellular component: endoplasmic reticulum; Golgi apparatus. Gene Ontology annotation, biological process: protein targeting to membrane; peptidyl-L-cysteine S-palmitoylation.